Messenger RNA from Anoplopoma fimbria (sablefish), 3290 nucleotides. RefSeq names its product ephrin type-A receptor 4-A-like. Gene Ontology annotation, cellular component: neuron projection; plasma membrane. The record is from RefSeq and is a predicted model, not a curated record. Gene Ontology annotation, molecular function: transmembrane-ephrin receptor activity; ATP binding; protein binding. Gene Ontology annotation, biological process: axon guidance; protein phosphorylation; cell surface receptor protein tyrosine kinase signaling pathway. Lineage: Eukaryota; Metazoa; Chordata; Actinopteri; Perciformes; Anoplopomatidae.
AUGGCUGCAGAUUUAUGGCGAACAUGUUCCACGUUCAUCUGGAUAUUACCACUGGUUUUAAGUUCAAGGACGAGGAUUUAUCCACCCAAUGAAGUGACCCUGCUGGAUACCAGGACAGUGCCAGGAGAGCUGAAAUGGGCUGCCAGUCCUUCCGAGGGAGGGUGGGAAGAGGUGAGUAUAAUGGAUGAGAAGAACAUCCCCAUCAGAACAUACCAGGUGUGCAAUGUCUUAGAGCCCAAUCAAAACAACUGGUUGAGGACUGACUGGAUCCCUCGGUCCGGCGCUCAGCGGGUCUACGUCGAAGUCAAGUUCACCCUGAGAGACUGUAAUAGCCUGCCAGGGGUCACCGGCACCUGCAAGGAGACAUUCAAUCUCUACUACCACGAGUCUAACGAAGACAGAGAGAGCUACAUCAAAGAGAGCAGCUUCAUUAAGGUGGACACUGUGGCAGCAGACGAGAGCUUCACCCAGGUGGACGUUGGGGACCGCAUCAUGAAACUGAAUACUGAGGUGCGAGACGUGAAGGUCACGACCCGGAAGGGUUUCUACCUGGCCUUUCAGGAUGUCGGCGCCUGCAUCGCUUUGGUUUCCGUCAGAGUUUUCUACAAAACCUGCCCGCUCACCAUUCGUAACCUGGCAACGUUUCCUGACACUGUUACCGGGGCCGAUACGUCUUCCUUAGUGGAGGUCAGGGGGUCUUGUGUCAACCAAUCAGAAGAGAGAGAUGAGCCUAAAAUGUACUGCGGUGCUGAUGGAGAGUGGCUGGUUCCUAUUGGUGGAUGUCUCUGCAACCCAGGAUAUCAAGAGAAGGGUGGCACAUGUAAAGCCUGUUCUGUUGGGUUUUACAAGGCCAAGCCUUCAGACGCUGGAUGCUCUAAGUGUCCUCCACAUAGCCACUCACUCAGAGACGGGGCGACUGUCUGCGACUGCCACUCUGGAUUCUACCGCGCUGACAGCGACCCUCCCUCCAUGGCCUGCACCCAGCCACCGUCAGCCCCACAGCAGCUCAUCUCUGUGGUGAACGAGACCUCGGUGGUCUUGGAGUGGGCCCCUCGCCGGCUGGGAGGACGUAUUGACACCAGCUACAGUCUUGAGUGUCUCAUUUGCUCCAUCUCCAGCUCUCAGCUCUGCCUGCCCUGUAGCUCUGAUGUGCUCUUCACUCCCGACCAGACCGGCCUGAAGUCCACCAGGGUGGUGGUGAGCGAGCUCAGGGCCCACACACACUACACCUUCAUCGUCCAUGCACGCAACGGGGUCACCCAGGCCAGCAGUGCAGGGGCAGCCCAGAGCGUGUCUGUCACUGUCACCACCAACCAAGCUGCUCCCUCUCCGGUGUCGUCCAUCUUAGCCACCGACGUCACCAGGCACAGUUUAUCGUUGUCGUGGCAACAGCCGGAUCGACCCAACGGGGUCAUCCUGGAAUACGAGGUCAAAUUCUAUGAAAAGGAUCAGAAAGAGAGGUCCUACCGCAUAAUGAGGACCUUCUCUCGGAGCGUCGAUGUCACAGGUCUUAACCCCCUCACUGUGUACGUGUUUCAUGUGCGUGCCCGCACAGCUGCUGGAUACGGAGAGUUCAGCACCCCGUUUGAAUUCGCCACCAAUUCAGAUCCCUUCCCCCUGAUUGGAGAAGGAGUUAACUCAGCCUUCCUGCUGCUGUCUGUCAGUGGGGUUGGAAUUUUACUGCUGAUAUCUGCAGCUGUCUUCAUCAUUAGCCGCAGGAGGACCAAGUACAGUAAAACAAAGCAGGACUCAGAGGAGGAGAAACAUCUUAACCCAGGAGUUAAAAUCUACGUGGACCCGUUCACCUAUGAAGACCCCGAUCAGGCUAUCCACGAGUUUGCCAAGGAGAUUGAUGUUAGCAGUAUUCAUAUUGAGAGGGUUAUUGGCAUGGGAGAGUUUGGGGAGGUUUGCAGUGGUCGACUGCGUGCUCAGGGAAAAAGGGAGAUCUACGUAGCCAUCAAGAGUCUGAAGGCGGGAUACUCCGACAAACAGAGGAGGGACUUCCUGUCUGAAGCCUCCAUCAUGGGCCAGUUUGACCAUCCGAACAUCAUCAGGCUGGAGGGUGUCGUGACAGGAUGCAAACCCUUGAUGAUCAUCACAGAAUACAUGGAAAAUGGAUCCCUGGAUGCUUUUCUUCGGAAACAUGACGGCCAGUUCACGGUGAUCCAGCUGGUCGGCAUGAUGCGGGGCAUCGCCUCAGGUAUGAAGCACCUGUCAGACAUGAGCUACGUUCACCGAGACCUGGCAGCUCGAAACGUCCUGGUCAACAGCAACCUGGUGUGUAAGGUGUCUGACUUUGGCCUGAGUCGCGUUCUGGAGGACGACCCCGAGGCCGCCUACACUACAAGGGCCACUGGGAGUUAUCUGUCCCCUGGAGGGAAGAUCCCCAUCAGAUGGACGGCUCCGGAGGCCAUCGCCUACAGGAAGUUCACCACGGCCAGUGAUGUGUGGAGUUACGGUAUCGUCAUGUGGGAGGUGGUUUCUUACGGAGAGAGACCCUACUGGGACAUGAACAACCAGGAUGUGAUUAAAGCGAUAGAAGAGGGCUACCGUCUGCCCGCUCCCAUGGACUGCCCGGUGGUGCUGCACCAGCUGAUGUUGGACUGCUGGGAGAGAGAGCGAGCAGAGAGACCCACCUUCAGCCAGAUACUCAACAUGCUGGAUAAACUCAUCCGUAACCCUGGGACUCUGCGCCGGACAGGAGGGGACAGACACACAGCCACUAUGUUGGAGUCAGGUGUGGGUUCAGAGGUGUGUGUGUCGGUCCUGCCAGAGGUGUGUAUGCCUGUGUGGUCGGUAUGCGAGUGGCUGCGGUCCAUCGGGUUGGAGAGGUACAGAGACACUCUGGCAGCAGCAGGAUAUACCAGCAUCGACAGCCUCCUGGCUCUCACACACCAGGAGAUGGACAGACUUGGAAUAAUCACACCGUCACACCAGGACAUAUUAAUUGCUAGUGUGCAGCAAGAAAUGUUGUCUCAAAUGCAGCACAUGCAACACACAAUGGUUCCAGUCUGAGCUGGAGAUGGACACAAACCUGUUUUGAGAAGAAUUUCAUUUACCUCAUCCAUGCACUUUAGAGGGACUUUUCACCAGUGGAAAUACAAGGAGCGGCGUGAAGUAGAAGAGAAUGAGAAAAGCAGCACUUUUGUGAACUUCCAUCCUGUGGAGUUUUCUGAAAACCAUGAUCUGGACGUGGCCACAGAUAGCAUUAAGCUACUGAGAGCUUAGACUGAAGCCUCAUCCUCUUAUCCAGUUCUAUUUCUCAUUAUUUUAUUUUAUGUUUUGUGAAA